Microthlaspi erraticum is the source of this 2343-nucleotide messenger RNA. NCBI's taxonomy places the organism in Eukaryota, Viridiplantae, Streptophyta, Magnoliopsida, Brassicales, Brassicaceae. The record is from the annotation of a GenBank genome assembly.
AUGGCUUUCAUUUCCAGAUCUAAACCCUUUCAGUGGAGAGCUAGGGUUUAUCACUCGCUUCCCAGAUCGUCAGACUCGUCGUCUUUCCUCUCAUUCUCCCGUUUAUUCAGCUCGAUUGAAGAAAUCCAGAACCCAGUCGCAAACCCAGAAAUCCAAUCCACCGAUGCUGCUAAACCCGAGACGAUCGAUGCUGCAAACCCAGAGACUCCCUUAGCUGCAAAACCCGAUACGGAAAAUCUGGGCUCGUCAACGGUAACGGUGGGGAGGCCGCUCAGGGAGAGAUCCCAACGAGGUAAGCGUCAAAACCAUGAAAAGCUAGAGGAUACAAUAUGUAGAAUGAUGAAUAGCCGCGAUUGGACGACCCGAUUACAGAACUCGAUCCGAGAUCUCGUACCCGAAUGGGAUCACUCUCUCGUCUACAACGUCUUGCACGGCGCCAAGAAACUCGAUCACGCUCUCCAAUUCUUCCGGUGGACGGAGAGAUCCGGAUUGAUUCGCCACGAUAAAGAGACCCACAUGAAAAUGAUCGAGAUGCUGGGGCAAGCCCAGAAGCUCAAUCACGCUCGUUGCAUUCUAUUGGACAUGCCUGAAAAGGGGCUUCCUUGGGAUGAGGACAUGUUCGUGGUGCUCAUCGAGAGCUAUGGCAAAGCCGGAAUCGUUCAGGAGUCUGUUAAAAUCUUCCAGAAGAUGAAGGAAAUGGGUGUUGAGAGGACGAUUAAGUCGUAUGAUACUCUGUUUAAAGUGAUUCUCAGGCGUGGGAGGUAUAUGAUGGCGAAACGGUAUUUCAAUAAGAUGGUUGGUGAAGGUAUAGAGCCAACAAGGCACACUUACAAUCUAAUGCUGUGGGGAUUCUUUUUGUCUCUGAGGCUUGAGACUGCUUUGAGGUUUUACGAAGAUAUGAUCAGUAGAGGGAUCUCGCCGGAUGUUGUUACGUACAACACUAUGAUCAAUGGUUAUUGCAGGUUUAAGAAGAUGGACGAGGCGGAGAAGAUGUUUGUGGAGAUGAAAGGGAAGAACAUUGAGCCUAGCGUUGUGAGCUACACGACGAUGAUUAAAGGGUAUCUUGCUGAAGGAAGAGUUGAUGAUGCGUUGAGAGUGUUUGAGGAGAUGAGAUCUUCUGGUGUUGAGGCUAAUGCUACUACGUACUCCACGUUGUUGCCUGGCUUGUGUGAUGCAGGGAAGAUGGUGGAGGCUAAGAAUGUGUUGAAGAGUAUGAUGGCAAGACACAUUGCUCCGAAAGAUAACUCCAUCUUCCUCAAGCUUUUGGUCUCUCAGAGCAAAGCUGGGGAUAUGGCUGCAGCUACUGAGGUGCUUAAAGCCAUGGCCACACUGAACGUUCCAGCGGAAGCUGGACACUACGGGGUGUUGAUAGAGAAUCAAUGCAAGGCUAAUGCGUAUAAUCGUGCGAUCAAGCUUUUAGAUGUUCUUGUUGAGAAAGAAAUCAUAUUGAGGCAUCAGGAUACGUUGGAGAUGGAGCCAACCGCGUUUAUCCCGAUUAUAGAGUACUUGUGUGACAAUGGACAGACGUCGAAAGCGGAAGUGCUGUUCAGGCAGCUGAUGAAGAGAGGUGUGCAAGAUCAAGAGGCGUUGAACAAUCUGAUCCGUGGACAUGCGAAGGAAGGAAACCCGGAUUCGAGUUACGAGAUUUUGAAGAUAAUGUCGAGGAGGAAAGUGCCUAGAGAAGCGAAUGCGUACGAGCUGCUUAUCAAGAGCUACAUGAGCAAAGGAGAGCCUGGUGACGCGAAAACCGCGCUUGAUAGUAUGAUUGAAGACGGGCAUGUUCCGGAUUCGUCGCUGUUCAGGUCAGUGAUUGAGAGUUUGUUCGAGGACGGUAGGGUGCAGACCGCGAGCCGUGUGAUGAUGAUCAUGAUUGAUAAAAACGUUGGCGUGGAAGAGAAUAUGGAUUUGGUUGGGAAGAUCUUGGAAGCUCUGUUGAUGAGAGGGCACGUUGAGGAAGCCCUGGGGCGUAUAGAUCUUCUGAAUCAGAACGGACACUCGGUUGAUUUGGACAGGCUUUUGUCUGUCGUGAGCGAGAAAGGGAAGACGAUUGCGGCGUUGAAGCUGUUGGAUUUCGGGUUGGAGAGGGAUCUUAGCUUGGAGUUUUCGAGCUAUGAUAAGGUUUUGGAUGCGCUUUUGGGAGCUGGGAAGACUCUGAAUGCGUACUCGGUUCUGUGUAAGAUCAUGGGGAAAGGAAGUGGUGUGAGUGAUUGGAAGAGCUGUGAUGAGCUGAUCAAGAGCUUAAACCAGGAAGGGAAUACAAAGCAAGCCGAUGUGCUUUCUAGAAUGAUGAAAAAGGGACUAGGAAGCAAGAACGAGAAGAAACAGAGCACAGUCUCUCUAUAA